UCAGUUUCUGCAACUCCCGCUUCCCGUUCCCGCACGGGAAGCAGAAAUGGCCAUCUCCUCCGCCCUCUCAUUCCUCUCCGAUCGCAAGCGCCCCAUCGCGAUUUCCGUCGCGCUCUUCAUCCUCCUCUCCUCCCUCUUCCUCCUCCUCAGCCCUGCCCCUUCCGCCCUCCCCUUCUUCUUCCCCACCUCUCGCUUAUCCUCCUCCUCCUCCUUCUCCCCGGUCGCCGCUUCCGCUUCCGCUUCCGCGCCGCCACAAACCCCAAUGCCCGUCUCCGGUUCAGCGGCGCCCCAAACCCCAAUUCCGGUCCCCGCCGACGCGUCUCCACCCGAAACCCCAGUGGGCAUAUCUGGCAGGAGCGGCAACGGCUCCGCCGAUCUACCCCCAGCAGACACAGCCGCCUCCGCCGCCGCCAACGCUCUCCCACAACACCACAGCUCGCCACCCCCGGCCGCUGCAGAAGUGAGUACAUCGGCCGACACAAAGGAGAUCCCCACCGGCGUCUCGGGCGGCCGAGGUGCAGAGGGGGGAGGCGGCGGCGGCGGCGGCGGCGGCGGCGGCGGGGAGGAGGAGCCAGCGGAGUUGCCGUCGUGGGAAUUGUGCGCGGUGGGGAAGCGGGUCGAGCCCGUGGACUACAUACCGUGCCUGGACAACGUGAAGGCGGUCAAUGCGCUCAAGUCGAUGCGGCGCAUGGAGCACCGGGAGCGGCACUGCCCCACGGAUCCGCGGCCGAGGUGCCUGGUGCCGCUCCCCGCCGGGUACCGGCUUCCUCUGCCGUGGCCGCGCAGCCGUGACAUGAUCUGGUAUAACAAUGUACCUCACCCAAAGCUAGUGGAAUACAAGAAGGACCAGAACUGGGUAAGGAAGUCUGGUGAUUAUUUUGUUUUCCCUGGAGGUGGAACUCAAUUUAAAGCAGGCGUGACCAGAUACAUUCGAUUCAUUGAACAGAUCAUGCCACAAAUUAAAUGGGGGACUCAUACAAGAACUGUGCUGGAUGUUGGAUGUGGCGUUGCCAGCUUUGGUGGAUACUUGCUUGACAGGAAUGUCAUUACUAUGUCUUUUGCCCCAAAAGAUGAGCAUGAGGCUCAGAUACAAUUUGCACUAGAGCGGGGAAUUCCAGCAUUGUUGGCUGUGAUUGGAACACAAAAGCUUCCCUUCCCUGAUAACGCAUUUGAUGUGAUCCAUUGUGCAAGGUGCAGGGUCCACUGGUAUGCUGAUGGUGGAAAACCAUUAUUGGAGCUCAAUAGAGUACUCAGGCCUGGAGGAUAUUACAUCUGGUCUGCGACACCUGUCUAUCGACGUGGCAAGAGAGAUGAAGAUGACUGGAAUGCGAUGGUUACUCUGACCAAAUCGAUCUGCUGGAGGACAGUUGUAAAAUCUAAGGAUGUUAAUAGGAUUGGUGUUGUUAUUUACCAAAAGCCGACCACAAACUCUUGCUACAUUGAGAGGAGAAAUAAUGAACCGCCGCUAUGCUCUAGGAUGGAUGGCCAUUCUCCUUGGUAUACUCCUCUUGAUAGUUGCCUCUUGUUGCCUGUUUUGUCAACUUCACGUGAAGAAAAGGGUUGGCCCAUUUCAUGGCCUGAGAGGCUUAAGAUGAGAUAUUCAACUACAUCCAGCAAUUUUUCUAUUCAGUUUUCUCAAGAAAAAGUUGAUUCUGAUACAAAGCACUGGAAUGGGCUUGUUUCUGAAGUCUAUUCCAAUUACCUGGCAGUUACAUGGUCUAGUAUUUGCAAUGUUAUGGAUAUGAAUGCUGGCUUUGGAGGAUUUGCAGCAUCACUCAUCGAUCGACCUUUAUGGGUAAUGAACGUUGUACCCUUUGAUCAGCCCGAUACUUUGCCUAUCAUUUUCAACAGAGGUUUGAUUGGUGUAUAUCAUGACUGGUGUGAAUCUUUUAAUACGUAUCCACGAACCUAUGAUCUACUUCACAUGAGCUAUCUGCUUCAGAGCCUCACAAAUCGGUGUGAUAUCAUUGAAAUAGCAGUGGAAAUUGACAGGAUACUUAGACCUGGGAGAUGGUUUGUGUUGCAAGACACUAUAGGAAUGAUUAGAAAGAUGGACCGAGUUCUUCGCUCUCUGCAUUACAAGACUGCUAUCGUUAAGAGGCAAUUUCUUGUUGCCAGAAAGGGUUUUUGGCGCCCUGACAGUACAAGUUCUUAGUCGCGGUGAUUCCUGCUUCUCCUUCAGAUGAUUGGUAAACAAAUGCACUCUGACAUUACAGGUUCUUAGUGGUGGUAAUUCCUGCUUCUCCUUCAGAUGAUUGGUAAACAAAGCGCCCUGACAGUACAGGUCCUUAAUCGUAUGAUUCCUGCUUCUCCUAGAUGAUUAGUAAACAAAAGUGACACCUAUUCUUUGGAUUUUGAUUGCAUUGGUUCUUUGUGUACCACAUAUGACAGUCAGGCAGCCCCCAUAGAAAGGGAAUUAGUUUGUUGGUCUUUUUCUUGGGUUGUUUGCAGUUAGUGCGAUUGUUCCUUUGAGUUUGAUGAGCAGAAGUUUACUGUGCUACAAAUUUAAGCCUAUGACUAGUAAUAGCGAAUAGCUUAGUACUAGCAAUUUUGUUGGUGCUUGAACAGAAACAUUUCUUGUACUUGCAGGACUAUGCUGUAACGAUAUUUUAUUUGAGUGAUA
Molecule: messenger RNA, 2623 nt
Organism: Lolium rigidum
Lineage: Eukaryota; Viridiplantae; Streptophyta; Magnoliopsida; Poales; Poaceae
Product: probable methyltransferase PMT23
Exons: 8
Coding region: 47-2155 (702 amino acids)
Cellular component (GO): endosome; cytoplasm; trans-Golgi network
Molecular function (GO): methyltransferase activity
Source: RefSeq, a predicted model, not a curated record